Molecule: messenger RNA, 1731 nt
Organism: Funneliformis mosseae
Lineage: Eukaryota; Fungi; Glomeromycota; Glomeromycetes; Glomerales; Glomeraceae
Source: the annotation of a GenBank genome assembly
AUGGAAAAAACAUUUUUUUGGUUAACCCUCGUAUUAAAUAUAAUCUUUUUUUCGUUCCUUACGACUUCAUUUUAUUUGUUAUUUUCACCAAAAGUUUCAUUACCUCCAUUACCGCCUAUCUUAGAGGAAGAGUUCUGGAAUUUAACAAUUAUUCAUACAAAUGAUGUCCAUUCUCGUUAUGACCAAAUUAAUUCCGCUGCUACUGAUUGUACCAAAGAACAAUUUGAAGCAGGAAAUUGUUAUGGUGGGACGGCCAGACAUAAAACUUUGAUUGAUAGGCUGAGGAACAAAAGUAAUAAUUCGCUAUUAUUGGAUGGUGGUGAUCAAUUCCAAGGAUCGAUGUUCUUCACGUAUUAUGGUGUAAAAAUUAAUUCCAAAGUUUUAAAUUUACUCGGAUAUAAUGCUACGGCCAUUGGAAACCACGAAUUUGAUAAGGGUCCAGAUUCUCUUGCAGCCCAUCAUUCACGUUUGACCAUGCCAAUUGUGUGUGCAAACAUUAAUACGACUUUAAAUCAUUCACUCCGAAAAUACAUAAAACCAUAUCACAUCUUCAAGGAAUACGAUCUCGCUGUUAUCGGUUACAUCACUAACACAACAGGAGGUAUCUCAAAUGCCGGUCCUACCCUAAGCUUCUAUGACCCUAUCCCAACCGUUCAAUAUUACGUAAACAAACUUCGCGCUAAUGGAAUUAAAAGAAUCUUGACCAUUUCCCAUAAUGGAUACGGUCCUGAUAAGGAACUUGCCGCUAAAACUUAUGGAGUUGCUGUUCAUAUUGGUGGUCAUAGUCAUACCCUUUUAGCGAAUGAUACAACUUUGCCAGAUUAUGAUCAUGCUUUAGGACCUUAUCCAACUGUCGUAAGAAAUGCUUUGGGCGAAGAUACUUUAAUCGUUCAAGCGUUCUGGUCUGGAAAAUAUAUCGGCCACCUUGACGUUACUUUUGAUAUGAAAGGACGAGUUGUGAACUAUACGGGGGGACCGAUUUUAGUUGAUCAAUCAAUCCCUCAAGACCCUGGUGUUCUAGAACUUGUUAAGAAAUGGCGUGAACCUUUCGAUAAAUAUGUUAAAAUAGUUAUAGGAAAAGCCAAAGACGAUUUCAAUCAAUUAAAUUGUCAGCGAGGAGAAUGUACUAUGGGAAAUUUAAUCACUGAUGCAAUGUUAGAAUCAAGAAAUAAUAGUCAUGCGGCUUUAAUGAAUGCAGGUGGAAUUAGAGCUUCCUUAUUAAAAGGAAAUAUAACUCGAGAGAAUGUUAUUACCGUUCUUCCAUUUGAAAAUUCCUUGGUGGAAAUUGAAAUGACUGGACAAAAUAUUACGGACAUGUUAGAAGGCGUUGUUAGUCGAUGGGAAAAUAAAUUAUCCCGAAAGAAAAUCACUAGUUUUAUACAAGUUUCAGGAAUUCGAUUUACAUAUGAUUCUUCUAGGAUGAUGUAUGAUAGAGUGUUGGAAGUUAAAAUAAGAAAUCCAAAAACUAGAAAAUUUGAAUCUAUAAAUUUGAGUGAACCUUAUAAAAUCUUGACCAAUGAUUUUAUUUCAAAUACCGGUGAUGGAAUACUCCCAUAUCCAAUCGAAUAUAUUCCAAUUGGAAAUGAAGAAGUUGAAGUCGAACAUUAUAUUAAAAGUCGAUGCAUGAUCAAACCUUACUUGGACGGCCGUAUAGAAGAUAAAUCUAUCAAACAUGAAGAUAUUAAACCAAUUAAUAUACAUGAACCGAUACAUUUCCGUUAUCAGUUAUGA